GGCAUCUCUUCUGACAAAAGAACAGCAGACAGUCCUGCGUAUCAAAUACAGAAUUUCUGCAUUAUCAAAGUGACAGAAUUUGGUAAGCAAGAGGAAUUUCAAGGUUUAAGAACUAGCAUGGCCAACUCUAUAGGAUGGACAAGUUUUGUGGAAAAUACCAGCUUAGAAGAAACAGGGUAUAUCAACAUUAUCAAUAACUCUGUAAAUUGGACAAUAGAUGGGGAAUGCUGUUUUUAUCCUGUUAAUUACUCCAUUAACAUCACUCUAGUUCCAAGUUCCACUACUUUUGUCAACUCUGAAAUUCUGUGGAUUAUCUUCGUUUCUAUGACUCUAUCGGUUUUGAUUUUGGCUACUGUUCUUGGCAAUGUUCUGGUCAUCGCAGCCAUUUUGUUGGAAAAGAAUCUUCAUACGGUGGGCAACUAUCUCGUGCUAUCCCUAGCUCUUACUGAUUUAACAGUAGCUUGCCUAGUCAUGCCACUUGGGGCCGUUUAUGAAGUUAGGCAAGAAUGGGUUUUUGGUCUCAUACUGUGCGACGUGUGGACCUCGUGCGACGUCCUGUGUUGCACGGCUUCCAUUCUUCACCUACUAGCUAUUGCUGUAGACAGAUAUUGGGCUGUGACGAACGUGGAUUAUAUUCACCAAAGAAGUUUCCUUCAUAUUGGAAUUAUGAUACUACUUGUGUGGACAGUAUCUGGUAUAGUGUCGUUUGGGCCUGUUCUAGGCUGGAAAGAUCCAGAAUACAAAGAACGCAUCCUGAUACACAAAAUCUGUCUCGUUAGUCAAGACAUAGGCUAUCAAGUUUUUGCUACGUUUGCUUCUUUCUAUAUUCCGUUAGUGUUAGUACUUUGCCUCUACUGGAGAAUAUACCAAGAAGCUAGAAAAAGAAUUCGUCGAAGAAGUGGAACGCCUGGCUACUGCUCUUUCCGAAAACUUCCUGUACCCCCUCCAGUUUCUUCAAUGACGGAAAUGACAACAUUUGUGACACAUUCGUCAAGCAACUCACAUUUUGAGGCAAUGCUCUCAUCUAGAAACGGAUAUAUGGCAAACUAUAACGGUUCCUUUAAAUCCCAUAUUCGUCCUAAACGAAAAAAGAUAAAAUGCUCCAAAGACUCGCUGGCAGAAACUAACAGAGAAAGAAAAGCAGCCAAAACUCUAGCAAUUAUUACUGGGGUUUUUGUUAUGUGUUGGCUACCGUUCUUUGUAGUAGUAUUAGUAAUGCCAAUAUGUAGCAGCUGUAAUCUUCCCUCUUAUUUGUUUAGUCUAUUUGUGUGGCUCGGGUAUUCAAAUUCCAUGUUAAACCCUAUUAUCUACACUAUAUUUAGUCCUGAUUUUCGGUGUGCCUUCAAACGUAUGAUGUUUCAUUCUAAAAAAUGAUUAUACUUUCCACGUUGUAUUUGGACUCGUGCAGUAGAUGGUAUUUUUAGAAUAACAUAGCUUUCAUUAUUGGUCCUUGACGAAAUUUGAAGAGAUAACAAGUUCUGGGUCUCUAUCAAAAACAAAUAAAAGGUAGAAAGCAGUGCAAGCUCACUCUGUAACUUGCUAAAUAACGAAAGAAGGACUUAGUGAAAGACGAACUUAACAUUCAUUAAAUACUAUAUAAUCGUUGAUUCGUUUGAAAUUAUAAACGACGACCACAAAGGGAAGAUAUGAAAGUUAAAACCUUCAAAAAAUAAUCAUUGAAUUUAGAGUACGUGUAUCACUGAAAAGAGUCAUCAAAGACAAUGUUGCGAACAUUUCAUCUUGUUAAUAUUGGCGAUUAAUGCUAAUUGAUUUAUAUUUUUGUCACUUUAUAGUUUUAGAAUUUUUAACACUCACUAUUCAUCCGUAUUUAUAUGUAGUGCCUUUUAAUAUCCUGAAUAAAAAGUAUCUUUUAUUUUGUUAAUGUAGUAACAACCACCGCCACAUAUAAAGCUAUUAUGAGUACAUGUAAUUUUAUUGUCCCGAAGUGUUAUAUAAUAAAAUAAAUCACCAUUACUGUACGACACUUAAUACAUUCGUUUUGUCCAUAAAAUGAAUUUUUACUAAAGUUAAUAGGGAUUGUAGUAAGCAUUCUAUAACGAUGGAAAAGCUUGAAAUUGGAUAUGUAAAAUGAAUCUAUCUAAUAUGUUCAAAAUAAGGUCAAUUUGUUAGACCUUUUCAGUUUUUAUUAACCCAUGUAAAACAGAAAUGAGUUUACGUACACAGUUGAGACCGAUACGAAAAACUUCUACAAAACAAAUUUGUUCACGUAGUUUUCUGUUCGUCUUUCAACGAUCAUUUUUAUGAUGAUUAAAUAUUCACCUUUUGUGAAAUAUUAAAGUC
Molecule: messenger RNA, 2301 nt
Organism: Limulus polyphemus (Atlantic horseshoe crab)
Lineage: Eukaryota; Metazoa; Arthropoda; Merostomata; Xiphosura; Limulidae
Product: 5-hydroxytryptamine receptor 2A-like
Exons: 2
Coding region: 118-1374 (418 amino acids)
Biological process (GO): adenylate cyclase-activating adrenergic receptor signaling pathway
Cellular component (GO): plasma membrane
Molecular function (GO): G protein-coupled serotonin receptor activity
Source: RefSeq, a predicted model, not a curated record